UGCACGAUGUGGUCAAGUCGCCAUCAUGAAACUCGAUCAACAUCCCUCCAGCCCCCUCGCUUAGAAUGGUCCCAGAUCGACCGCUGGCUGCAGGCAAAAUACCGCAGCGAGGAAGUACCACCCUUUGAGCGGACGGAAGAGUCGGCAAAGGCGCUCCUGGAACUGAUACGACUUAACGAAGUCCAGGAUGAACAUGCACGCGAAGCUCUUCUUUCUUUGCAGGAAGUCUCGGCAUCCUAUCGGAAUGAAGAUACCAAGUUGAAAGAGAACCUUCAUGUCCUCGGUAUCCAACAAGACCACCUCCCCAGCAACGCUCAACUAUUACUCUCCCAGCUCUCAGAACUUGCCAUGCUCCUCGGUACCUCCGACACCACCCUCGCCACCUUUCAUCAAGGUCUUGCGCAGCUCUACCUCGAUACCCUCCAAUACUCUCACCAACAAACACAGCAGAAAGCACGGCUGGCAGCUUUUAGAAGGAGUGAAAUCGAGGCACAGGCAGGACUUGAUCGAUUAAUAGAACUGAAACGUCAAUUGGCUUUGCAGCGGGAAACUGAGGGGGAUAUCGAACAGAGGACACGGAGGCGGAGCGCAGAGCUGAGUAGGAUCAGAGCUGUAGAGGACCAGGAGACGUUGCAGCAUAUUUUAAAGACGCAUCAGAACAGUGAUUUGAAUAUAGAGGCGCAUGGACUGUCUGUUGCACAGUUGGAUAGUAAGGAAAGGACAGUAGCAGAAUUGCAGGCGCAAUCGGAAGCGCAGGCAAAGAUGCUGGCAGCCUAUCAGGAGAUUCCUCCGGAUUACACGCUGGCAAAGUUGAAGUUGACAGAGGCCACCAUGCGGCUGAACGAGCUUACAGCAAAGCACGAGGCGCUCCUCACAGAACUGGCCAAUGACCUGUAGCUCUGUUAAGAUUGGUACAGCAAUUAACGAUGGAUAAACAUUCAUUGCCGCAAAG
Molecule: messenger RNA, 952 nt
Organism: Gamsiella multidivaricata
Lineage: Eukaryota; Fungi; Mortierellomycota; Mortierellomycetes; Mortierellales; Mortierellaceae
Exons: 4
Coding region: 7-897 (296 amino acids)
Biological process (GO): spindle assembly
Cellular component (GO): cytosol; HAUS complex
Source: RefSeq, a predicted model, not a curated record